UCCAUAAUAUCUCAGGGUAAAAUUCGCUUCGAGUAGAAGAAAAAAUUGACGCUUAUUAUGUAAAUAUGUUUAUGCGAGAUAUGAUUUUUACUUAUCUAGUGCGCUCUUUUGCGUGCAGUAAUGAUAUCCUACUGUUCUUGAUUUUGAAAAAAUUCAAGGCAUUUUGUGCUGGAAUUAAGUAGGACGAUUUUCGUUGUCAAAGCAUUCGCUUGUAGAGCGUUCAAGCAGUGAAGAUCUUCACGGAAAUUCAGCUCUAUCAGUUAUAAAAGACUUGCGUGAUUAUGAAAUUGUCAGUCGUGGCUAUUUUCAUUGCUGGUUUUACCGUCGCAUUUGCUCACACAUCGCACACACAUCACCAUGCAUCUCACCAAAGUGUGGGAAAAAGUCAUUUGGGAAACCUCUGGCAUCACAUUAAAUUAAUGGCUACCCAUCCUGGAAAAGUCAUAGAAAACACUUAUCACAAAUUGUGUUCCAAUGACAAAUGUCAUGGUUUAGAAUGUCCAUCAUUUACGGUUAAAAAGAAGACUGAUGAUUACGAAUUGCGAUGCUACCCAUCUUAUACUUGGGUUGGAACAAGUUACAUAGGUAAGGAGCGCUCUAAGGAAACCAUAAGAGAUAUGUUUUUGAAACUGUUUCACUAUAUAAAUGGUGAUAAUGCAAACAAAACAAAGAUCGAGAUGACAGUUCCUGUAGCAACAAGAAUUGACAAUUUGGGCUUUAACACAAAGUGGACAAUGUUCUUCUUUACUCCAGAGAAGUACCAAACCAACACACCUUUACCAACUGAUCCUGAAGUGUUUAUUUAUAAAGCACCUAACGUGUGCGUCUAUGUCAGGAGUUUUAAUUGGUACAUGGGAGAUGCAAAGGUGAAAGAAGAAGUUGAGAAGCUUGCAGAUUCACUACUGAAUGAUGGCGUUACAGACUUCAUUCCACCCAGGACAACUUACAUUUCUGGCGGUUAUGACAGUGUGUUUACCUUGCCUUUCCUUCGUCAUAACGAAGUCUGGCUUGUAAAAAUUUCAGAAGCGAACUUGUACUCGGGAUGAAGUUCUCUGUCUGUGUGGAACAACUCAUUUAUUUUGGAAUUUUUAUGAACAAUAUGUUUCAUAAGCAAGUAUACACCUCUCUUUCUUUUCUUGCAUUUUUAAUAAAUGCAUAACACAA
Xenia sp. Carnegie-2017 is the source of this 1164-nucleotide messenger RNA. RefSeq names its product heme-binding protein 1-like. NCBI's taxonomy places the organism in Eukaryota, Metazoa, Cnidaria, Anthozoa, Malacalcyonacea, Xeniidae. The record is from RefSeq and is a predicted model, not a curated record. The transcript is spliced from 4 exons. Bases 282 to 1046 code for a protein of 254 amino acids.